Molecule: messenger RNA, 966 nt
Organism: Bradysia coprophila
Lineage: Eukaryota; Metazoa; Arthropoda; Insecta; Diptera; Sciaridae
Source: RefSeq, a predicted model, not a curated record
GCAACCGGUUUACAUAUUCGUUAGAUGCUUUUGCUCAUAUUGGCAAAUAAUAUAAAUAACGCGAUGUUUCUAAUUGACAAUUAUUCUGGAACAGUAACACUACCAGCAAAGACGUGAUCAUCUUUGGCUAGUUCAUCUGUGAAAAAUAACGAAAUGAAAUUCCUCAUUGUUUGCCUCGCUGCAAUUGCAGCUGUUAGUGGCGAUGUAUCCCAUUUGUUCGGCGGAACAAAUGUAGAGCGGUCAUAUUUACCACCAUCCCAACAAGCACCAUCAAACCAAUACUUGCCGCCAUCUGGACCACCUGCUCCACCACAAUAUCAACCAGCUCCACAACCACAAUAUCAACCAGCUCCACAACCUCAAUACCAACCAGCUCCACAACCUCAAUACGCACCACCACCGCCACCACCACCACCACCUCCACCACCACCACCUCCUCCACCACCACCACCACCACCACCACCACCACCACACCACCACCACCACCACAGUGCCCACCUGGAACUUACGGACAAUACCCUAACUGCCAAGCACCACCACCACCACCACCACCACCACCACCACCACCACCACCACCACCACCACAACAAUACCAACCAGCUCCACAACCACAAUACCAACCAGCCCCACAACCACAAUACCAACCAGCUCCACAACCACAAUACCAACCAGCUCCACAACCACAAUACCAACCAGCUCCACAACCACAAUAUCAACCAGCUCCACAACCACAAUACCAGCCAGCUCCUCAACCACAAUUCCAACCAGAGCCAGCUCCAGCUGCUACUUUCGAUGAUGCCAACGGAUACGAUUACAAAGUUCCCGGCCGACCAUUCAGAAAAUGAGAAACUAACUCCAUUUCCGUCAAACUGUCAUUUCGAUUGAAAAGUUACCAUUCAUAAUAUUCGAAAUUGUGUGAUUGUAUCGCCACGAAACAAGUAAUAAAAUUUGCGAACUCAUAAUUAA